This is a messenger RNA of Geodia barretti, 393 nucleotides long. NCBI's taxonomy places the organism in Eukaryota, Metazoa, Porifera, Demospongiae, Tetractinellida, Geodiidae. The record is from the annotation of a GenBank genome assembly.
AUGAUCAGGGAAGCUAUCGACAUAGUAGUAUCGGGCCACUCCCUGAACCGGGGACAGGCGACCGACGUCAUGCAGGAAAUCAUGGAGGGCGAGGCCACGCCGGCCCAACUGGGAGCCUUCCUGACCGGUCUCCGGCUGAAGGGCGAAUCCACCGACGAAAUCGCCGGCAUGGCCGCAGUGAUGCGGGAAAAGGCCCUUCGGGUCAACGCAGAGGGCCCCCUUCUGGACGUGGUGGGCACCGGCGGCGACGGCAAGAAUACCUUCAACAUCUCCACCGCCUCCGCCUUUGUGGCAACCGCCUGCGGAGCCCGGGUUGCCAAGCACGGCAAUCGGGCCGCCUCCAGUUCCUGCGGCGCGGCUGACGUUCUGGAGGCGUUGGGGAGUAAAGAUUGA